This is a messenger RNA of Bactrocera oleae (olive fruit fly), 7225 nucleotides long. RefSeq names its product jumeau (gene jumu). The record is from RefSeq and is a predicted model, not a curated record. Lineage: Eukaryota; Metazoa; Arthropoda; Insecta; Diptera; Tephritidae. Gene Ontology annotation, molecular function: transcription cis-regulatory region binding; DNA-binding transcription factor activity, RNA polymerase II-specific. Gene Ontology annotation, biological process: regulation of transcription by RNA polymerase II.
UUUUGUAGUUUUUAAUCAUUCGACAGUUUGAAAUCCCCAAGUUCAAAAAUAAAGCUCAUAGGCGGGAGAUUUAGUAUUUAAAAUAUAUAAGUAUGUGUAUGAUAAUAGGCGAGUUAAACUAUAGUUAUAUAAGUUAAUAUAAAUAAAAAUAAAAUGCAGAUUUAGUUUUGUAUAGAAUUCUGGACUACAGAUUUAGGGGUUGAAAAAAAUAUAAGAAUUCAAUUUUCGUAAAUUACUCGUAGUGUGCAAAUUGAACAUCGGUGUACUAAUUUUCCCCAGGUGUGAAACUAUAUGAAAAUCUAAUAAAUUUUAUUUAUUUACUAAUUUGGCAAGUAUUUAAAAAAAACCAUACUUAAAAUAUGGUAACCCGUAGAAUGUAUGUACAAAGCGAAUGAAAACCGACGGCGAACGUUAAUUUUAAAAAGUAUUCAUUCGGUUGAAUUUUGUGUACUCUCCGUUCUCUUUCGAAGUUGUGUUGCGUUGUGCUGCGCGCAGAGCUGCUAUCGACGCUACCUGCUCCGCGCGCAGCGCUGUCGGUUGAUAUGAAAUUUCUUCUCAGCAAUGCUCUCAGUUGAUUUUGUGCGCUCAGUGAGGAAGUGCGCGCUUUUCUACAAGUUGUUCGUUACGUUUGGAUAUUUUCAGUGUGAUUGGAUUUUGUGCCCAACGACUGCUUGACCGGCCGGCUGCGAAUUUGGAACGAAAAACAGUGAGACGAAUGUGUGUGGAGAGGAAGGAAAAGAAACGGAAGAAAUACGAAGAGCCCGCUUAAUUUUUGAAAAACACAAGAAACGGUUUAAGGCUAACCAAAAGCCCAUGUGAAAAAUGUUAUUGUGUAUAUAUUUUUCAUUUAUAUCGCAAGCCAAUGUAAGAACUACUCAUAACGGAAUUGGCAAUUAAGAAACACAUUUGCGUAAAACUAUUUUGUUCUUUUAUGAAGUUAAAGUUUAAGAUACGAAUUAAACCAAUAAUAUGCACAUAACAUAACAAAGUAAAAUAUUGAAGUAUGGCUAGCUGUGAUUAACAACUUUGAGCGCGGUAAAGAAAAACAUUUUGAACAAAUAUAUGUGUAGGCAAUGUGCGAAAGUGUAUAGAAGACAAUGCGAAUAAGCUUAAGUAGUAAAACAAUUAUACAUGCCAAUACGUUUCUGUGAGUGUGAAGUUGCGAUUGUGUUCUUUUGUUUGGCACCAGCUCCGCCGGCUCCCUCGUCAUGUAAACGGUUCCGUUAAAUGUACAUACGUUCUUACGGAACGUCACAUAUUUGUUAAGAACAACUAAAUCGUGGAGUUGAUUCAAGUAAAUUGCAACAUAAAGCAAAAGACAAAAAAAAAAAGCGGCAAAUCGGUGAAUGAUACAAACUUUAAAAAUGUUCGAGCUGGAGGAUUAUUCAAGUGGCUACCACGAUGCAAUCCUUAAUAAGUACGCCGAAACAUCGCGACCGACAUUGGAUCUAUACAUCUCAGACUCGUUGCAGGACAUGCUGGACGUUGACAUACGCAGCGAAAUUUCGAGUGUAGUGGGGGGCAGCAAUGAAUUCGCUUCCCUGGUCAACGAUCUGCCGUCCUCUUUUGAUCACGCUAUCGACGCAAUUUCUUCUAUACACAACAGUAGUGGUAGUAAUUUAAACGCUGCUGCGCUAUCUUCCUCCACAAACAGCUUUUCCUCUUGGCUGGGAAACAUCUCAGGACCGUCAUGGUCAUCAUCGAACGAUUACUAUGUCGAUUUGGGCGCUUGUGUGGAUCCUGUGUCCGUAAUGCCAUAUGUAUCCUCAUCAUUGCUACAUAAAUCGCCGAAAGUAAAUUUAAAUGCGAAUAGUUUACAGAAUUCCGUAUGUUCUCCGCCACCCGCGUCACCGAACGUAAACGAAACCAAAUCACAUUUAACAUUUUCACCUGCCCAAUUAAAAAUUAGUGCCGGUGCGAUGCGCAACGAGCAGCUUUAUUCACACAUACCAAAGCAGAUAGUGGCGAUUUCAUCGACAGUGACAGCCGCUACCACAGCGCCGGCCACAUUGGCGACGAAUUCAGCGCUCCAACGUAAAAAUUCAAGUGCGGUGGAUACAAUCAAAAAGGAUUUAGGCGUUGAGUUGCGCAAGCUGACUGCCACAGCGACUGAUGAGAACAGAGUUACUGCCACAAGCAACAGUGUUGGAGGCAACGUGAAUGGUAAGCAGACUGCAAAUGGCUCCACAAAAAGCACCAGUAGUGGAAACAGUAACAUCAGCAGUAGUUUGCUAAACUCCAAUGGCAUGCUGAAUAGCACGACAACGAAUACCAUUAAGCUGGCGCCCGGUAUUGGUGGUCUAACUUUUGCCAACAGCAUCGCUUACAAUAAAUUGAAGCAGCAAUCUAGUGCGAAAACUAUACAAAAUGGACAAUCAGGCGCAGCGAACAGCACGAUUAUGCUCAAACGAGAACGUGACUCCAGUCCGUUGCAAAAUAUAAAUGUUGUGAAUGUCAACGGUAGCAUUGGCGGUGGUCAACAACAUGUCACAAAGUUGGUGGGUCGAAAUGUACAAAACUCUAGUUUUACACCAAAAAGCAUUGCAUCUGUACACUCGCCGCUGAUGCAGAAUACAAGCAAUUCGAUCGGUUCGCCGUCGUCGUCUUCAUCCUCAUCGCACUCGUCUCCGUCGACGGGUUCCAGUGGUGGUAGUUUUACCGCAGGUCUCAUACCAAUCACUGUCAACAGUAGUUCAGCCAAUACGUCAUCAUCCUCUGCCAGCACCACAACUAUUACAACAAUAUCCGUAAAGCCGUUACAACAGCGCAUCAAGGUGGCACCAGUAGAGUCUGAGUUUCCCAAGCCUGCAUAUUCGUACUCUUGUCUCAUAGCAAUGGCAUUAAAAAAUUCCCGCAGUGGUUCCUUGCCCGUAUCAGAGAUAUAUAGCUUUAUGUGUGAGCAUUUUCCAUAUUUCCGCACAGCACCGAGCGGCUGGAAGAAUAGUGUGCGUCAUAAUCUCUCGUUGAAUAAAUGCUUUGAGAAGAUUGAAAAACCCGCGACAAAUGGCAAUCAACGCAAAGGCUGCCUUUGGGCAAUGAAUCCGGAUCGCAUUGUGAAAAUGGACGAAGAAGUGCAAAAAUGGUCGCGUAAGGAUCCCAUGGGUAUACGCAACGCAAUGGUGCAUCCGGAUCAUCUAGAUGCAUUAGAGAGGGGCGAAAUGAAACAUGGCAGCUCUGGUGAUUCAGAUAUCGAAUUAGAUAGUCAAUCGGAAAUAGAGGAGACUUCCGAUUUGGAAGAGCAAGAACUCGACGACACCAUUGUGGACAAUAUGUUUGUCGAGGAGGACAUUGAAGAGGAUGAGAUGAUGAGUAGUGGCAUGGGUAUAAAUAAUUCGGAUGCGCUUAGUGAGUCGGGUGAUGUGAGCGGCUGUGGUGCUGGCGAGGAUGUCCUUGGCAUGCAACAAAAUCGAGAUUUUGAUAUAGAGGUGAGUUUGGAGACACACAAAAUUAAAAGAAUGGAGAAGAUGGUGCAAAGAGUGCUUAAGAGUGAGCAGAAGGUCGAAGAUAUUUACGAUGCAAUUGAUAUUGAAGACGAUAAAGAGACGAUGCAACGGCAUUUAACCGUGAAUACAUCCGACAUAAUUGAACUGAGUCCUGCCGAUUUGAAUGCUGCCGCACAGUCGCCGAAGCGUGCCCGCCUCAAUAUAAACUACUCCAUCGGUCCAGCCGGUGAGCUGGAGAAGCAAAUUCAACAACACAAACUGCAACAACAGCAACAAUUGCUAUUGCAAAAACAGCAGCAAAAACGAAAUCAACAACAACAACAUAUACAACAUAGUAUCAAACAGUAUAAAGUGCAGCCACAGCAUAUUGUUGUGCAAACGAUAAGGAAUGGUAGCAAAACAACAUCGAUACAGGCGAUUAAUACAGCGACAGGCACCACAAUCGGCAGCGUAAGUGGUGCCCUCUCCACCCUGUCACAGAUCAAUGGCGCAAUAUCAAACAAUCGUCGCAAAAUACAAUUAGUCAACCGAAUUGUUUAGAAAAUAGGAAUUUAAAAAAUUACUUCACACAAAGAGCCACUCAGGCAUUUGUUCCUAAAGAACAGGUCUCGGAUAGUGAGAACAUGAAAAUAUUCAUUUAAAAUAUUAUAAUAUGAUUAUAUUUAGUAUAACAAUAUGUAACACAAUGUAUACGCCGAUGAACGUAAGCGCUUAGUUACUCGCAAUUACUUGAAAAAGUUGUGACAUUUGCGACAAAAAUGAACAAAUUAUAAUAUCUACAGGACCAUUAUUUAAGUCCCGUUAAGUUCUUGUUCAAUAUUAGUUUUAUUCGUUUUUGAAGCGAAUUUGUUAUACAUAUUUCAAAUACAUACAUAUGUUAUCACACGAAAUGCAAAGGCAGAAAUUUCCUUAAACAAGGUUUUUAAAAUCGUAUGUGUCAAACACAGUUUUUACUUUGAUUAACUACACAUUUUUGCUUUGAAAACGAAUACACUAGAAAUAUUAACAAUACGAAAAUUUGCUUAAAAAUACGCUUAAAAUGUUGCGUUUACUCCGCAUUGUGUUUAUGUGUUCAUAAUGAAUUAAAUGCUUAAGUUAAAAAAGCAUAAUAUCGAACAUAUUGCUGUAAAUGCGAUUCUUGAAAGUUAUUUUUGCAGUGAAAUAAUUGCAAUUUCAAGGCUAUGCAUGCUCGCUUUACAGUUCACAGUCUGUGAAUAUUAAAAAUACAAAAUAUUCAUAAAAUUCGUGUGAGCGCGAAAUCGAAACAUGCAAUUCUAAGUUCUUCUCAAUUAUUUCAAUAAUUAUAUUGCAAUAUGACUUGUAUAAAAAAGUGUCCAAUAUUUUAUAACUAUAAUAAUUUAAUCUUAACAGAAGUUUUCUUUUCUUUUAUGUAUUUUGUUCACUUUAUAUAAAUUCGCUUUAGCUAAGUGCAAAUUUCUAAUGAGAAAAUUUAAUUUAGCUUUAAAUUCUUACAUACAGUAGUUUUAUAACAAAAAUUUUUGGACACAUAUCAAAUUUUAUGAACUUGACAAAUUAAUAAGCAUAAUUUUGUAGCUCUUCAUUAAUUUUGCCAACUUGAUCUCUUUGUUUAGUAAGCUUUGUUUUUAAACGAUUCGAAAAACGAAUGAUUUCUAAUUCUGAAUUUUUAGUGGCGCGAACACAAUCGAAGCAAACGCCGCCAGAGCCAGGCAUUAAAGUUAAAAAAAGUGUAUUUGCUUACAGUAGGAAUCUAAUAUGAAAUGCGUAGAAACCAUUAGGUAAAAUUGGUAUUUUUUAAGACAUUCUUUUCAAAUAAUGAAUUUAAGGUUUGUUUCUGAAGUGAUAAUAGCUGCUAACUACCACUUAGAGAAGAAGAAUGCGAAAAUGCCAAGUUGCUCGCACAAAGAAUGAAGCAACGAAAAAAGAUAAAACAUGAAAACAAACAGAAAUCAGCCAGAAAACCUUUGAUUUUUGUUUUUAAUAAUCACAUAUCAGCACUUGAGUAUUUGUUAAUAUAUUGUUAUUUUCACAAAACUAUUCAGAUAAACAAAAUCAAAGCAGAUGCAUCAAAUAUCGUUUGUUUACAGUUGCGUUUAAUAGCUGUUUCUUCAUAUAUCAUUAUCUAUUUUUUGCUAGCAGAACUUUACCUAACAGCUCGCUCAGCUGCUUACGCUAUCAACUUGCGCUCUCUUCUGCUAGUUUCUUGGAAAUGCUUUUCCAACAAAAAGUUGGCUAGCUAGUGAUACUUAGCCAGGCAGAAACAAACCCGUAAUUAUUUAAAGGAAUUCUUUCGUUGUUGAAAAAAAUCUUUGGUGAUAAGAUAACUGCUUUGAGUUUGGAACUAAUUCAGGCGCUUGUUUUGAUUGGGUACAAAACCAUAUGCUGUAAAUACAUACUUGUAUAAUACAAACGGAAACACACAAAAGUUUUGACUGAGCAGAAAGUCUCUAUAAUAAUAAAUAUAAUAUUAUUUUUGUACCUGCUGCACUUGUACAUACAUUUAAAAAAAGGGAGAAACAAAUGUUUGGGUUUGUGGGACUUUCGAAAACUUAAUGGACGAUUAAUAUCAUAUAAUAUAAUUUAGUUUUUAAGCGGCUCAAGAGCCCAAAUUUUGACCAAUCAAAAACAAUGUGAAAUUGUGAAAUGCAAUUACCAUACAUUUUGUAGGCGUAUUUACUAGGAAUAUAUGUUUUAUUUCAUUGGAGAUAACUUAUUGAUCGGCUCUGGUAUAUGGUCUGUGUACAGUUGCAUUUCAAGUCAUUCCUCACAUCAUUACCUUUUAUAGAUUCUAAAUAAAAUAUAGCAUAUUAAGUCAUAAAUACAUAUGUAAAGCCAAUCUUGCCAGGUCAGUAUUUAAGUAUAUUCAACUGAAAAACAAAACAAAUCUGCAAACAUUUCUUUUUAAUGUGCGGAACUACGUUUAUACAAUAGCAUAUACAUAUAUGCAUAUAUAUAAUUAAUAGUAAUGUAUGUAGAUGUGGCGCGGUGGGUGUUUUACUUACCUCAUUCAAACAGUCAAUUGAACAAAAAAUUCAUUAGAAUAUAUACAAAAAUUAAUAGUAACAUAACCUCAACUUACUACAAUAUUUUGUAAAUAUUAGUGUUAAGGUUCCAACUAAAGUAAAUGCAUACUGUAACUGCAUAAUUUUAUUUUAGAUAUAUCAACGACAACUACACCAAAACUCGAUAAUUCGUUUACUCUUUGCAUUUGUAUGCGCAUUUAAUGAAAAACUUUUAUUUUUUUUCUCGAAGCAGUGAUUCGGUUUGCCGAAUGCCCAAAAUGACAAAUAUACAAGUACAAGAAGUUUAUUAAUAUAAUAUUUUUUUUUUUUAGUUGCCGUCGUCAAACUUAAAUGAAAUAGUACAAAUUUAAUUUAUAUUAAAAACGGAAACAAAAACAUAACAUUCAGUGGCGAAAAACGUAGUUCUGGUUAAAUCUUCAUUAUAAUUUUACGUUUUCACGUAAUCGCAUUUAAAGUCAUUUACUAUAGCACAUAUGUAUAUAUCUACAUCAACAAGUAUGUAUGUAUGUAUGUUAUGAAAUUGGAGCAUUUGGAUAUGUUUAGACUAUUGUAUGCUAAUGCAUUUUUACGCGUGUGUUGAAAAAUAUUUAUACACAUAGACAUAUGUAUGAUAUGAAAUGUCAUGGGUGAUGUGGAAUGUCAGCGUGCGUUUAACUAUAGACCGUAAUAUUAGUACGUAAGUUUGUAAUAGUAUUCUUAUUUUUAUAUCACACUUAGGUAAGUAGAGUGUAGUAAGGCGUAAGGCAAUUGCGAAUUGUAUGUGCAAACACAUUUCGUUGU